Diabrotica virgifera virgifera (western corn rootworm) is the source of this 5080-nucleotide messenger RNA. Its product is annotated as protein LZIC-like. The transcript has 4 exons. Lineage: Eukaryota; Metazoa; Arthropoda; Insecta; Coleoptera; Chrysomelidae. Gene Ontology annotation, molecular function: beta-catenin binding. Bases 947 to 1414 code for a protein of 155 amino acids. The record is from RefSeq and is a predicted model, not a curated record.
AAUUUGAAAAUGCUGUAUACUUUAUGUUACUAAGAGAUUUAAUUAAAAUAGGCAACCACUGUACAACAUUUGAGAAGAAGUGUUUUGACAUUUCAGAUAACCUACAUCUGCCUACACUGUCAAUAUUCCCUCUUGAAAACACAAAAACUAGACUUCAAUUUAGGAAGUAAAAACUAAGUUAAAUAGUAAUUGGGGAAAUGUAGUGCUACCUCCCUUAAAAAACCUUUUACCAAUAAUUGUUAUGUCUUUGUGCUUUUAAACCCUAUGUGUUAUGUGUUAAUUUAUUUAUUUAGUUAAAAACUAUUCUCAAGUAAGUGCCUACACCCUUCCAUUAAUAUUUCGUUUCUUUCUUUUUCUUUUUCUUUGUACAUAUCCCAUUAUACAAUAGCUCAAACAAAAUAAUCUUUAAUUUUAUCAAUUUCUUACCUUUUUCAAUUUUUCAAUUUAAAGUUUCUUAACCGAUGUUUUGAUAAUAAUAUUUUUUCAUUUAACUAACUAGCUUUCCUUUAAUUUCUAUACACUUCAUAGUUUCACAGUGUAUGGCACUUACUACUUCAUAAUAUUAUGACAUUAUUAUACUUAUGACAUCCCUCAGUUAAUUUACUGAGAACAACAUAUCUUAAAUUAGAUUAAUUUAUGACAACAUUUUCCUAUUUGUCAUUUCCUAUGCUUUGACCUCUGCCCGCAUCGUAUAACAUCUACGAGCUAAGACCAUCACAUUUGUACAAGAGCCUAGAAUAACAUUUCAUACUUUGCUACAAUUAAUACGCAACUCCUGGAGCAUUGUCUUUCUCCAUUCGAACAAAACAUCACCCGUUUCACAUACGCAUCUUCCUUCAGGAUCCAUUCCAAAUUCGAAAUCUUACUGUGUUUUAACCUACGUAACAUGUCUGUUUACCCUAUCACUAUCCCAACAAACCAAUUAGCAUAAUUUGGACGUACUAAUAUGACAACAACUAAGUCGCAACGCAAUCCUUGUAACGGCAUAAAUGAACUGGAUAAAGAGGAAUAUGAGGAAACAAAAAAUGACACUAUGGAUCAACUUAAGGAACUUAAUGAUAGUUUAAGUAAAUUAGUAAAAGGAGACAUUUCUCUAAUUAGUGCACUAAGUGCUGUUCAGCUGGCUACACAAGCUGCCAUAUCAAAGGCCUUUAAGACGCCAGAAGUCAUAAGACUUUUUGGCAAAAAAGAACCUCAACAAUUGCGAGAAAGGUUGUGUAUAAUAGACGAAGAAGUGAAGCUAAAUAAGCUCAGUUUAGAAGCUAGGGACAGUCAGAAGGCUGAAAUUUUAACUGCAUUGAGACAAUUAAACGAACAAUUGACCACAGAGGAACUAAGAUUUUUGGAACAACAUAACCACAUUGCGAAAGCAUUUUUAGAUUUUAACUUUAUAGAAGUGCCAGAUGACGAAUAAACGGAUUUGAUGUUUAAAUAUGUACUUUUAUACGUAACCAAAUAUAUAAGCCAUUGGGUAGAAUAGGAAGUAAAUACGAAAAGUGAAUUUUUAAUCAUAAAUAAGAAACUAUGUGGUGGUACUGAUCCAAUUAUUAGUCACCUGGUAAAAUUUGAUUUUUUGUUUAAAACGGUUUAUAAUUAGCAUAUAAAAUACACGUACGGUAUUUGGUUGGAUAGUAACUACCAGCCACUUCCAAAUUAAUUAUAAAUUUUCGAGUCACUUAUGACUGAAUUUAGACUGAUGUCUUUAAAUCCUGAUUACAAAAUAAUUUCGUAUUUACCAGUACAAUUCACUAUUGUCACAGUUACAAUACUGUCAUUAAAAUAUUGUAAAAAAAUGGCAUGAGCUUUUUUUGAAAAAACUUUUUAAAUAGAAAUAAACAUGCAAAUAUAGUUAUAUAGUAGCUAAGUUCUGAGUAUACUUUAAACUAAAAGUCCAGUUUUACCUGAUGAGUCAUAAUACUUUAAUAUUAAUGAUCCACUAUACAUUUAAUAUUUUCUAAAAGUUGCCAUAAAGCCAGAAAAUAAUCUAUGGCGAUGAUUUCUGCAAAAACUAGGGACACGCUCAACAUACGUCAAAGUUAAUAAGAACAAAACGAAGCCAAAUGAAAAAUAAAUUCAUAACUAUUUAAUAAUAAAAAAAUGUUUAAAAUGACCUUUUAUUUAUUCACCCUAUAACCGGUGUCUGAAAGUUGGUCGAGAACACUUCAUCGACGGAAAAUUAGUCGAACAGUUGGUCGAAUGCACAAUUCAUCGAAUGUACAAUUCGUCGACGAACAUUUGAUCGAAUGGAUUUUUCGUCCACAAAGACCCAAAGGGUAGAAAUAAUAAAUAAAUAAAUAAAAAUACAUGGCGGAAACACGCCAAUAUACAGCGUGUCUGCGUAACUUGGAACCAUAUGGGAAACUUUUUUAUUAUCAAUUUUACGAAAAAAAGUCAUUCUUUAUAAAGUGCUCUGCAUAGUCUAAAAACCUAAGAUGCAAUCAUCAGAUAUCAAAUUUUAUCAAUAAUAUCGAGGUAUGUCCAAAAAUAUGAAUUUCGCUCAAGAGUAAAGUGCCUUUAUAUUUCACAAUAUCAAAAAUUGUUAUUAAGAAAAGUUGUUUGUAAUUAAAAAUUAUGUUAUAAUACACAUUUACACUCAUCUAAUUGAAAAAAAAAAAUUUGAAAAUUUUCCUCAAAUUCUGGAUACCCAACAUCAUUUAUAUUUAAGAUAAGUCCGUUAUUAUUAAUUUUGUGAAAAAAAGUUAUUCUUUAUAAAAAUGUCUGAAUAGUUAAAAAACUAAGAUGCAAUCAUAAGAUAUCAAUUUUUUAAAAUUUUAUACGAGGUAUGUCAAAAAAUAUGAAUUUCACUCAAGAGUAAAAUAGCUUUAUAGUUCACAAUAUUUCAACUAGAAGGAUGCAAUUGCAUAUUGAAACAUAGUUUUUAAUUCUGAACAACUUUUUAUAAUACUUUAUUCUUCAGAGAAAUUCAUAUUUUUUGACAUACCUCGUAUAAAAUUGACAAAAUUUAAUAUCUUAUAAUUUUAUCUUAUUUCUUAGACUAUGCAAAACGAUUUAUAAAGAAUAAUUUUUUUUUCGUAAAAUUAAUAUUAACGGAGCUAUCAUAAACAAAAAUGAUGUUUGGGUGUCUGAUUUGAGGAAAAUUUUCAAUUUUUUUUUUAAUUAGAAGACUGUAAAUGCAGAUUAUAACAUAAUUUUUAAUUACAGACAACUCUUCUUAAUGACAUAUUUUGAUAUUGUGAAAUAUAAAGGCACUUUACUCUUGAGCGAAAUUUAUAUUUUUUGACAUACCUCGUAUACUGUUUAUAAAAUUUGAUAUCUGAUGAUUGCGUCUUAGGUUUUAGACUAUGCAGAGCACUUUAUAAAGAAUAAGUUUUUUUCGUUAAAUUGAUAUUAAAAAAGUUUCCAAUAUGGUUUUAAGUUACGCAGACACACUGUAUAAAGUUAGUUUCUUUGUACCAUAUCAAAAAAAAUUAUUUUAUAGAUUGCCAGUCCUAAGCCUUGGAUAUAGUGUAAAGGGAAGUUUAUUUUCACGAGUUCUUUACUUUUUCAUUGAUAUUGACUGAUUAUUGCAGUCAAAACAUUGUAAGGAAAUGUCUCGAUUCCCUAACAAUUUAUUUCCUCAGCAUCUCGCAUAUUUCGUCUUGUCCGCAAGUGCCCCCAAAUUUGAUUGGUCCGGAAAUGCUCCGUUCGCAAGUCCGCCGACACCAAAAAGAAGAACGGUACAACAUCACUAACUGGUCCUUAAAGGCAAAAUAGAGGGCCGUAGAGGUGUCGAAAGAAAACAAGUUUCUUGGUUAAAAAACAUUCGUGAAUGGACUCAGAUAUCAAAUGCAGGACAAUCAUUCCAUAUCGUAAGGUCGAGAAGCCUUCGCAGUGGUGAUAGCCAACGUCGGAUAAUUCUGAUAUGGCACGUGAAGAAUAAGAACUAAUGUUUAAACACCUCAAUGGUUUACUUUUCCUUCUCUUCUGCUUUAAAGGUUUUCUUAUUUAACCUCAGAUUUCAGAGUAACACAUACACAGACUACUUAUAAUGGUGCACGACAAUUAGACCGAAAUCAUUAGACCGAACUCACUGGACCUAAAAGCACUUUACCGAAACCUCACUAGACCGAACAGCAUUAGACCGAAAUGGUACAUAAAUUAAAAAAGAUUGCAAUAAAUUAUGCUAAGAUUUUGUAUAUCUGUCGUUUUGUUUAUUGUAUUUUUUUGUAUUAUUUUAUAUAUAUAGACUGUGUAAAUUGUUACUCCGUACAUUCUGAUAUGAAAUAAUUUUCAUCCGUUAAACAAAAGCACUGCAGAGAGAACAGAGUUUGAACGAACUAAGAACAGAACAAUAUUUAGCUGGCGAACAACCACCCACAAGCCAGAAAAAAUACAGAGAUUCUGCUGACAGAUUAAAACACCUCGUCUGUAACUUUGAUGUUCAUGGUAACAUACUUAAUUACUUAAGGGGGAUUGCACAUAACUUUAAUUUUUAGUAUUGUAUUAAUUUAAUUUUUAGUAUUGUACAUAAUAAAUAAAAAAUAAAUGCACCCUGUAUUAUGUACCUAAUGCUUUUUGGUCUCCUGCUUUUCGGUCUCCUACUGUUCGGUCUAGUGAGGUUUCGGUAAAGUGCUUUUCGGUCUAAUGAUUUCGGCCUCUUUACAGUAAACCACUUAUAAGAAGUGAGGUAGGUGAUCUAUAAAUACUAAUGAAGUUUUUGAAGAUUUUUUUUACUCUUGUACUAGUCUGUAAUUUUGAGCUCAUCAGUACCUAUUAAGUUUUUUCUUUGAAUAAUUUUAUUAAUUCAAAGAAACAUAAAUCUUUUUGUUGAAUCUAAAUCAGUGUUGGAUUAGUACUUUGCAACUGAAAUUGAUCCGAGAUGUCAAACCAUUUCGAAAACCAAGAGUACGGGUGAAAUGUGUUUUUUUAUAUAAAAUUCACUUUUAAGAAUUUACUGCAAGUCAAAUUUGUUAUUAAUUUUUUAUGAAUGUUAUGUGCUUUUUAUGUUUAAUAUUUCUUUUAAUCAAUUGUUGUCACAAUGAAAGCUUUUAUAUGUGUAAAAUUUAAAAGUAAAACCGUUUGAUACGAAUUUAUACUUUGAUAUAUGUAUGCAUAUUGCUAUAAUAAAAACUUAAUAUUA